Molecule: messenger RNA, 2055 nt
Organism: Dacryopinax primogenitus
Lineage: Eukaryota; Fungi; Basidiomycota; Dacrymycetes; Dacrymycetales; Dacrymycetaceae
Product: polyubiquitin-tagged protein recognition complex Npl4 component
Exons: 7
Coding region: 47-2032 (661 amino acids)
Biological process (GO): ubiquitin-dependent protein catabolic process
Cellular component (GO): nucleus
Molecular function (GO): ubiquitin protein ligase binding; ubiquitin binding
Source: RefSeq, a predicted model, not a curated record
CUCCUUCCACGUCCCUCCUGUCGCAUUUCUCCAGUCUACCACCAUCAUGAUCGUUCGAGUUCGCUGCAAAGACGGUACUUUCAGGCUUGAUCUUGACCCCCAAGCUGACGCUGCCAAAUUGGGCAGUAAGAUCGUUCAUGAGGUGCCUAACGUUGAUUCAGUGACAAUCAAGAUAUCCAAUCAGCCUAGGGGUGGUGAGACGCUAUUGUCAACCUUGGUCGGGAGGACUAUAGGGGCGCUGGGCUUGAAACAUGGGGACAUGAUUUUUGCUUCGUAUGACUACCUGGGUGCUGCAACCACCAGCGCAGCACCCUCUGUUCCGAACAGUUCAGCGACUGCAGUUCCCUCUGUCGCCGCCCAGACCACUUCGUCCAAUGCACCGGCAAAGAGGACAUGGGAAGACGUUCAAGAGGACCCAGUCGACGACUUCUGGAGACAAAAGGACGGAAAGAUACCUCGCGAGCGCGACGCGCAGUUUUGCAAGCACGGAACGAAUGCAAUGUGUGACUAUUGCAUGCCUUUAGAACCCUGGGAUGCAAAGUAUCGUGCUGAGCAUAGCAUAAAGCACCUCUCGUAUUGGGCUUACUUGCGGAGUAAGACGGUUGGCGUUGCACAGAGUGCGCCCGCUGGCUUGCCGCCGCUCGACAAACUUUCCUACCGCGUCAAAGUGCCUUGUCCCUCGGGGACUCAUGCGCCUUGGCCUGGCGGUAUCUGCAGCAAGUGUCAAACCUCUGCAAUCACGCUGCAGCCUCAGUCCUUCCGCAUGGUUGAUCACGUGGAGUUCUCAUCUUCAACCCUCAUCGAUAAGUUCUUGUCCGCAUGGAGGAAGACUGGGCUGCAGCGAUUCGGAAUCCUCAUCGGGCGGUACGAACCUUAUCCAGAAGUCCCGAUGGGUAUCAAGGCUGUCGUUGAAGCUAUACAUGAGCCGCCACAGGAAGGAGAGGUGGAUGGACUCACGCUCGGUCUUCCGUGGGAGGACGAAAGCAGAGUGAAGCAGCUCGCCGCUGAUUGUAAAGGGCUGCAGAUGGUUGGAGUUAUCUUCACCGAUCUCACUGCCGACGAAACGGAUCGAACUAAGCUGAUCUGCAAAAGGCAUAAGGAUUCCUUCUGGCUAUCAUCUCUCGAAACCAGUUUUGCAGCCACAUUACAACUAUCGCAUCCAAAUCCAUCUCGUGCUGCACCAUCUGGCCACUUUUCUUCCCGAUUUGUUACGUGCGUGCUUUCUGGAACACCCAAAGGCGAUAUCGAUGUGUCAUGCUAUCAAGCAAGUGAACAGGCUUGUGCCAUGGUCGACGCGGACAUCAUUGAAGCAAGCGUCGAGCCCGGUAUUGUGCGUGUCAAGGAAGAGUCGGCGUCAAGGUAUAUUCCCGACGUGUUCUUCCGCUACAAGAACGAGUACGGUCUAGAUGUCCAGCAGACCGCCAAACCCUCCUUUCCCGUUGAGUAUCUUCUCGUGAACAUCACACAUGGAUUCCCAACAAACCCCAGCCCGGCAUUCAUUUCGACUGAUUUCCCGAUCGAGAACAGACCUGGACUCGAAGAUCAGGAUAUGUCCAAAGUUGUUGACGAGCUCUUCAAGCGAGGUGCCAGUGCGAUAACAUCUCCGCGGGAUGCCCGAACAAGUCCGGCCACAUCUCAGCAGGUGAUGACGUAUUUGAGCGAUUGGCACCUUCUGUCAUUCUUAGGAACGGUCGGUGUUCUGUCUGCGGACGAUGUGCGGAUCAUGGCAGAUGCAGUGACUGCUCCAAACCUCGAAUCCACAGAUGGGAUGGAGGCGAUUGCCAAACGUGACGGGUGGCAGACACUCAUGGCUAUCGUUGGCACCCACAGUCCUGCCAUUCCCACACGCCCACCCCCACCGUCCGGGGAUAUUGGGAUGGACGACGAGUUCGAGAUACCGGAAGACUUCGAUGUGCCCCUGGACACGGCAACUCAUGGUGCCGUGUCUGGGACAAAGACAUGCCCUCAUUGCACUUUUGAUAAUCCCGCUGAUGCGACCGAUUGUAUGAUUUGCGGACUUCCCAUGGAUUAGAGGGGGGAGAACGUCAUCACAAU